Molecule: messenger RNA, 2817 nt
Organism: Hydatigera taeniaeformis
Lineage: Eukaryota; Metazoa; Platyhelminthes; Cestoda; Cyclophyllidea; Taeniidae
Source: the annotation of a GenBank genome assembly
UCCGGUGCUCUGGCUGGGAAUGAGGUCAUCGCAAGAGCGAAGACGAAUACCAAAAUGGGUGCAAACUCAUCAUUUUCCACACCCUCCAAUGGUGCUAGCCGCGGUGUUGGAGGUACUGCUUCAGCAGCACGAAAGACAGGAUCGGGAGGCAGUGUUUCUUCGACAUCAAAAGCUAUCCCACUUCAGAGUCUUCCUACUCCUCAACCGCUCAUGUUGGCAAAGGUGACGAAUCCAAACUUAGCUGUCAAGGCAUCUGCGUCUAAUAACAGCAAUGUUUCGAAAAUUGUUGCUUCACAAUCCACCUCUUGGGGUGCUGCCAAAUCUACGCAGAGGUGCAAUUUUGCGUCGGUGGCAGCAGCUGGCGCUAUUUCGUCUUCUCAACAACAGCAGCAGUCGUCUGCGUCCAAGGAGUCGAAAAAUCGAGCGAAAUCAUCUGCAUCGACAUCAUCUCCAUCCUCUCAGCAACAGCCAUCAGCUCAAUCAAAUCCGGUUUCUCUACUCUCGGUCACCAUCGCUGCUCUUUCGGAGUGUACCAAGAACGCUUCAAUCUUCUCAACUGCUCCAAUCUCUCUCUUGGAUGAACAGAGUUUUCCACCACUAUCAACCACUUCGGCUUGCAUGGUGACGACCUCCACUACAGUAACGAACAAAGCAGCUGAGACUUCUCAUGCUCCUCCACGUAAAAUGAGCUUACCAACACUGCAGACGGAGGGCAGCCCAUCGCUCUCUGCUCCCACUACUUCGCCACCUCUCGCUGCUCCAGCCUCUAGUACUGGUGCUGCGGCUCCAAGUAGCUGCGGUGGCAUUGGUGGGUUGAUGGACAAGAAGCCUCGUAAACAGUCCGAGUCCACGGCCAUUCCAGGUUCUGGAGAAACCUCUACACUUCAGGCAUCGAAACCACCUGUAUCCCUCCCUCAACCUGCACCUAUUGGCUCUUCUCGUCCAUUUGCACGAGCACCAGGUUCGGAGCGGAGUGCUAAUCGACAUGCUGGACUUAGUUCAGCUUCCAUUUCUGCUACGCCAGGCUUGGCUACCAGUUUGGCUGGAGCUACUUCGGCGAAACGAGUUAAUCCGAUAACAACCAUGGCGUUUGGUGGUGGGGGAGGCACUGGUAGUGACAAUGUUUUCAUUGGACGUCCAAGUAAUACCUCUGGAUCCUUAAACCCAUUGCCUCAACCACUUGUCACCGUAGAGAAUCUGGAGGGGCUCUUUCCCACUUCCCAACAAUCAAUGCUUCACUCGGCCUCCACAUCUAUGAACCAGUUUGAUGUGACUCCCAACGCUAUGUGGUCCAACUUUGGAACUGGGGGUGGGAAUGACACUCCUUUCUCUUCUUCCUAUGACUAUGUGGGUGGUCGUGGAGCUAACCCGGGCAAUGCUUCGAACAACAGUGUUAAUGCGAGUUCCAACUACGCAAGUCUUCUACAGAAUCUGGGGAUUCGUAAUUUUGAGUCAAUCGUGAACGCAGCAAUGAUGGAAGACAAUAUCUUUCCCCCUCAUCUCCAAUCAAGCUAUCGUCUAUCACAGCAGAGUCAGCUUGGACGAGGUGGGGGCGGAAGUGUUGCCUGCAAACCGAGUGGUACUUCUUCAUCCACCACCGCCGCAGACUCAUUCAUGGCUGCAGCUUUUUCUAACGCCUCGAAUCCAAAUCGGGUCGGUGGCGGCAACAGUGUCUUUACGCAACGCGACUAUGCACUCUUUAACGGCGCUAAUUCUACCUCUUCUAUUAGCAACAGUAACAAUAACAAUCCCUCUAAUGCUUUCCUUUCAUCUCGACUUAAUCCGGUGAAUAGUGCACAGCAAAUGGUUCAACAGCCACCCGGCAAUCUUCAGGCAAAAUCACAGCAAACCUUCUUGCAACAGCAGCAUCAUCCGCAACAUCAUCACCAGUCCUUCAAUUUGGGAAUGUCAUCCUCGCAGCUACCUCUGGAUCAGUCACUCUACCUCGGAACAAGUGGAGGUGGACAUGCCACCUAUCCUGGAACUGGUAGCAGCCUACCCUCUGCUAGUGGUGGUGGCUCUUCCAACUACACUUUCUCCUCGGUCGGGAGAGUUUAUCCACCUCUUCCUCAACGACAGCAACAGGAAGCUCAACCGCCUACAUCUCAUCAGCAGCCUACUCCGAUUGGAGCUGAACGACGACGUCCUCAGGGUGUUUCAAACUCCGCUGGCGUUGUGACAACAACCACUGACGUAGCCGGUCAAUCUGUGGGCUCUGCACAGAAUGUCUUUAAUCCGGUUGCAGCUGCAGCGAAUCAAGCGUUUGUAGCACUUCUUCUCCAGCAACAGCAACAGCAACAACACCAGCAACAUCAACAAACCUUGCAAGAGACUGCGGUUGGUGGCGGCUCCACGUGGCCGCAAACUUUGCAGUCGUUGCAGCAUCAGGGCUCAUUUUGGUCACAGGGUUUGUCUGGAGGUCUAGGAGCUUCAAGUACACCAUCGCAGCAGCAGCAGCAGCAGCAGCAUCAGCAAUCCCUGAUGGCCAACACAGCUGCUGCCGUUGCCGCUUUGGCGAACCUUUGUCCUUGGCCCAGCCAACCAAGCGGUCCUGGUGGUGUCCCCUCCAAUGGUUCGAGCAUCAACAACAACAAUGGUAACUCAGGUGCCACAUGGAUGAUGUCUACCCCUUUCCAUCAGGCCUCUCAGGCGACUUUCCAGCCGUCACAGUUGCGUUCUCAACCACCACAAGCGAACGCAGCUGUCGCAUCUUCAAUCCCCACGCCUCUGCAGCCACCAUCAUCCACCUCUGUUGUUGUUGAAGAUCAGCAGGCACCUCCUCCCCCGCCACCAACGCAGCAGAAGCAACAGCAGUAG